Molecule: messenger RNA, 1611 nt
Organism: Austrofundulus limnaeus
Lineage: Eukaryota; Metazoa; Chordata; Actinopteri; Cyprinodontiformes; Rivulidae
Gene: myct1a
Product: myc target 1a
Exons: 2
Coding region: 400-1008 (202 amino acids)
Cellular component (GO): nucleoplasm
Source: RefSeq, a predicted model, not a curated record
CUCCUCCAGGAUCUCUGUCCUGUUCAGAUAAGCCACUCCUGUUGUUAAUUUCAAGCAGAAAGGCAGGAAAUGUGACAGUGUAGUUUUCCACUUCCAUAAACAAGAUGACUGCCAGGCCUUUUUUUUUUUUUUUUUUUUUUUUUUUUGCCCGUCAGUCUCCUCCACACGCCUCUAGGUCCAGUCCUGGAAAAAAGAGUCACAAGUGCAGACGGAGAAAGUGAGGGAAAGGAGUAGAGAGGGAGAGGAAAGCAAGGAAACAGGAAAGAAACGAGGCUGAAAGACAGGAAAACUCAUCAGGAGAGAAGAAAAAGAACUCACAUAGAGUGGGGAAAAGGGGGGAGAGGAGUUUAAACAGAAAAAAAAAAGCUUAAAAUCAAGUGUUAAACAGUUUUUCAUGUCAUGGCUGAAAACAGCACAAAUGUCUUUCUGGACAUUCUGCAGUCCUUUGAUGCUGUUCCUUUAAUUAUAGCUUUCUGUGUCUCCAUUGCUGUGGGUCUGCUCCUGGGGGCCAUGGUUUAUGUGAUCCUAACGUGGAUGAGUCGACGCAGAGCCGGCUCUGCCAGCAUCACCCGACGCCCGCCCCGCACCUCACACUCUUCCCCCCGCAGUCGCCCGGCCUUCUGCCGCAGCAGCAGCGGCUACGACCGCAGGAGCAACAACAGUUUACUGAACGCGGCGGCGUUCAGCUUCCACCGCCAGACCUCCUCCCCGGACCACCUGGACGCAGUGGGGCAUAAAUCCAGCUUCAGGGCCUCCACCUUCCACCCUCUCAUCCAGUGCAGCCAGAUCGCGAGGGAGGCGGAGGAGGGGAGCCAGACCACGCUGCCUCGGAUGCUGACCCUGACCACUUCGGCUGGUUCGGCUCAAACCGCUGACCGGUCACCCGCCACCCCGCCGAGACGUGAGUCGUUUUGGGGGAACAACAACCUGAGGGGGUUCAGCAUGACCCAGACCCCACCUCCGGCCUAUGAGAGCAUCAUAAGGGCCUAUCAGGAGACAGCCACCUGACAGGAAACAUGAAUGACCUAAAAAUGGAUGUUCAUAUAAUUUACAGCACAAAGGACUCAACGAUUCAAAGGUCUGAUCAACACAUUAAAAAAUACAAUUUUUUUUAUACUUUUCAUUAAAAAUAUAACACUUAACUUUUCUUUGACACAUGUGAAACUGUCUGGCUACUGCGUGAAAAGAUGUUAUUACUAAACCACUGUUCAAACUGGACUGUUUGCUAAGUUUACAUCAUAGAAACGUGUACCGCAGGUUAAUAAUUAUGCAACAACACACACAAAUGUUUUAUAAUGCCAGCCAAAUAAGGGAGGUGUGUUAAUCUGCAAGACAUAAAAGUGACCUGACAUGAUGUGAUUUGUUUGUUUUGGGAGCCAUUUAUUUUGAGUUGCCUUUUGUAAAAUUCUAAUAAUUAUGUUUGCAUGAACAGUAUGUACAAGUGUGAGAGGAUACUCCAAGCGUGCAUUAGGUGUGAACAGUUUUUCAUGUAUAGUUUGUUGUACUUUUCAUGGACUUAACUUAAUGCAAUAAAAUCUCAAAUCAAAUGGUUUUCUGUGCAGAUGUAAACAACAUCUGGAGGUAUAAAUAAAGAGAAAAUAACUUAUGACA